AUGUCCUCAUCACAGCAAAACAUACUCUCCGGGCUCGCUCUGAGGCCAAAGCCUUCCAACGCACCCCCGGAAAGUGACAAAAAUCAAGCCAAGAACGAAACCACUAUCCUCCUACGCAAGUCCGACACCGAAGGCUGGUCCGAAGAGAAGCUCACCAUGGCCCUGAACGACCACGCAGCGAAGAGCCAGCCACCUACAGACACACCUCCAGUCGCGCCUGCACAAGCCGAAUCACAGGGACAGCCAAAGGUCACCAGUUAUGAGCGAGUACGACGCUUGGCACGGUGGCAAGAGACCGUCCUCCUCCUCCGCCAGGCCGAAAUGGAAGGGUGGAGCGACGAGAAGCUGACGCGUAUGCUUCGCACCCGGGCCGAACUCCGCCAGGAGAUCCUGCGCACAAGGGCAAACUCCGCCUGA
Messenger RNA from Diaporthe batatas, 417 nucleotides. RefSeq lists its product as uncharacterized. The record is from RefSeq and is a predicted model, not a curated record. Lineage: Eukaryota; Fungi; Ascomycota; Sordariomycetes; Diaporthales; Diaporthaceae. Bases 1 to 417 code for a protein of 138 amino acids. The transcript has a single exon.